This is a messenger RNA of Dermacentor silvarum, 1693 nucleotides long. RefSeq lists its product as uncharacterized. Bases 14 to 1567 code for a protein of 517 amino acids. Gene Ontology annotation, molecular function: single-stranded RNA binding. Gene Ontology annotation, biological process: retrotransposition. The transcript has a single exon. Gene Ontology annotation, cellular component: ribonucleoprotein complex. The record is from RefSeq and is a predicted model, not a curated record. NCBI's taxonomy places the organism in Eukaryota, Metazoa, Arthropoda, Arachnida, Ixodida, Ixodidae.
CACAGCCGUGACUAUGUCACCCAACAUACCGCUCUUUGUGCAGGUCUUGUAUGCGUGCAAUGCUAUCAUCUUCAACGGGAUAACAGCUCUCUCUGACGGUGGAUGCUUGGAGCCUCGCUACAGCAUUAUCGCAUCGACAAGCAUGAACUCGGAGAGCGAUAGCACUACAUCGUUCACGGAAAGCUGCACGGUACUGCUGCCGACGCCACACGUGGAAACCACCUUCUGCGCAUCUUCAUCGAGCACGAUGACCACGGUAUCCGCCCCCAAGAAGGACCUGCUGCUGCCUAUAAAUUGGAGCUCACCGAGGGCCAGCUUCAGUGGGCACGGCAACACAGCCGUGACUAUGUCACCCAACAUACCGCUCUUUGUGCAGGUCUUGUAUGCGUGCAAUGCUAUCAUCUUCAACGGGAUAACAGCUCUCUCUGACGGUGGAUGCUUGGAGCCUCGCUACAGCAUUAUCGCAUCGACAAGCAUGAACUCGGAGAGCGAUAGCACUACAUCGUUCACGGAAAGCUGCACGGUACUGCUGCCGACGCCACACGUGGAAACCACCUUCUGCGCAUCUUCAUCGAGCACGAUGACCACGGUAUCCGCCCCCAAGAAGGACCUGCUUCUGCCUAUAAAUUGGAGCUCACCGAGGGCCAGCUUCAGUGGGCACGGCAACACAGCCGUGACUAUGUCACCCAACAUACCGCUCUUUGUGCAGGUUAGUCAUACAAAAUACUGUUUCCGUAGUGACGACCUAUGUCUUUUAGUGUUGCCGUGCCCACGCACUGUGUUAUGCUGCUUUUCGGAGUGUAUGUCAUUAGCGGGUUUGCUGCUUAAGUUGUCCGGUGACGUAGAAGAAAAUCCUGGACCGGUAACGGAAGCGAUGAUUGCAAAUGUACUCCAGAACCAGAAAGAGAUCCUGUCGAAACUGACUGAGGUUCAGACAAAUCAGGCUAGCUCAGAAACUAGAAUGCUUGAAAUGCAAAAUCGACUUCUCGCAAUUGAACAGAAGCUACAAAGCUUUGACGAUACUCAGCUCAGGCUUACAAACGUUGAAGCGAUUGUUGACAGGUGGAAUGAUGGCGCGACGAGCCUUGUUAGACAGGUUGAUGAUUUGGACAAUCGUUCUAGAAGAAAUAAUUUAAUAAUUAGAGGCAUGCAAGAAGGCACGCAGGAGAAUGAUGCAGCACUGGUGAAGAAAGUCACUGAAGAAGUUUUUAGAGACAUCCUGAAAGUGCAAGUAACCUCCAUUGAAAGAAUCCACAGGCUCGGAAAGAAAACACCUGGUAGAAAUCGCCCGAUUAUUUUCAGGCUAGCGGACUUCAGGGAGAAAGUAAAGAUUUUGAGCAAUUGUACCAAGCUUAAAGAUACCGAGAUAAGCAUUAGUGAAGAUUACUCCAGACGUGUAGUGGAAAUUAGGAAGAGACUGUGGGACUCGUGCGCCGAGGAAAGAAAAGAAGGUCGUAGAGCGAAACUUGUCUUUGAUAAACUGAAAAUGAAUAAUGUAUUGUAUGGAUGGGAUGAGGAUAAAAAGGUGAGGUAUCAAAUUUCGAGGGUAAUUGAAACUGGCAACUGAUGCCAACAAGGUAAACAGGAUGGCUUUAAGAUUAUAAACAUAAAUGCGCGGAGCAUAAUAAACAAAACCGAUGCAUUGGAAGUUGUGGUCUUGGAGCAUGAACCUGACGUUAUUGUCAUAACGGAG